Messenger RNA from Argiope bruennichi, 6409 nucleotides. RefSeq lists its product as uncharacterized. The transcript has 5 exons. Bases 226 to 2349 code for a protein of 707 amino acids. NCBI's taxonomy places the organism in Eukaryota, Metazoa, Arthropoda, Arachnida, Araneae, Araneidae. The record is from RefSeq and is a predicted model, not a curated record.
UUAUGGCUCAGAAGCUUUGUGCCUGGGUGGGUGUGUGCGCACAGGGAAGAAAUACUCUUGUUUAUGGAUGCGAUUAGAGAUGAGAGUUAAAGCUCUUUCCUUCUUGUACUGUUGAUGUUAAGGCACACCUAUGAGGAUAGUAUGUUUAGAUAACAGUGCUUGAAUGCGAAUGAUUUAGAUUCGUCUUGGAAUUGCUCUUUUGCUUGAGAAUUUAAGAAGAUAAUUAUGAAGGAAGAAGCAUCUGACGUCAACGAUUUCCCCGAGAUGGCGCUGCAGUCACUCUCAUCGAAUGAGGCGGCGGAAGACGCGUCGCAGAGUUGUGAUUCUCCUCAGUCGACGAUCGUCAGUGGAGGAGUUGUGAACGAUGGAUUCGUGAGCGACGGUGAACAAGAAGUGGACGUUUGCUUUGUUGACGAUCGCUCCCAAGACAGGAUUAACUGUGGAUAUCCGAAGGCUGACAGUGGUGCAUUUUCUGAGAAUCGGAAUUCGUCAGCUAGAUUGUGUAUUGCAAGACGGAUAUACAGGCCGGGGAUAACUCCGCUCCAUCCACGUCGGUUGUGGUUCGAACGUCGCCACUGGGGUUCGAUCCUCCCCCGAGAAGCUCGAGACCACUUGCCUGGCAGCGUCCAGUUUCCGCAUCGGGAAGUAGGUCAAGCACACCUUGACUCGGAAGGUGGCACAUCGUCUACACCUCCUUCCAAGGUAGUGUACAAUAUCGGAGUGUUCUAUUCCGACACCGACCUCUGCGAGAAAUCGUCUGCCGAACAGACCGAAACCGGCGAUCAUGCGUCCGGCGAUGAUGCCGAUAAACAGAUAGUCGUCUGUAACAAUAUGACCAGCAAUACGGGAGUGGUGGGGGAGGGGGGAUUAAACCUCCCCCACGACCAACACACCCGGCGUUCUUCCAACAGUUGUCGGAGCACGAGACGCUUGACCACCCAUACGCAACUCACCCCGGAUACCUUUGCACCGCCACCGGACAGUCCAACACCUGAGAACAACACGUUGCCGGACAUACUCAACUCUCACAUGCCCCCGCCUUAUUCUACGUUGCCCCCUACAUCGGGGGGUCGGCGGCUUCCACCCCCUUCGCAUCCUCCCCCACCACCUCCCCCUGCAACUGCUUGUCCUCACUUGACCAAUAACCACCCCCGCAGGACGUCCCGGGGUGGAGCUGGUCGAAGUGGAGCUUUCAGGGGUUUCAAUUCUAGAGGGGACCGAGGCCGGAGAGGGGUGGUCCCCGGAUUUGCUACCAACCCCCCAGCAGCAUCCGAAUCGGAUGAACCGAAACACUGUUGUGGUGUAAUGGUCACUCAGACAGUGAGUAUCAGGUGGUUCAUAGUGAUGAUUGCCUUUGUUGGAUUGUGCUGUGCCAUUGUGGGUACUGUGCUUGGUGCACUCAAGGCCACAGGAAGGGAACACCUAACAGUAUCUCUGCUUAUGAUAGGUGUUGGCAUCGUGCUCAUCACAGUGAGUGGCAUCGCCUGGAGGCUGACGUCACACGAUGCACCUUCGUGCCGGGCUAUGCUGGGGCUGCAAAAUUCCGAGCAAGAACCUAACAGGAGGUUCGUACCUCGAGUACCGCCCUAUGGUAGACCUCAUCAUCCUUAUGCGGCGAUGAUGUACCCAGAGUUCCAGUAUCGUCCGCCUCCCCCUUCCUAUCAAGCGUCUAUGCAAGAGUACCGGCUCCGAUUGCUGCUCCUGGAUCGCCAACAGGGUUCGGGGGCCACCUCCAACACAGCCUCGGCCUUAUCGCCCGUCUCUCCUCCGCCCACCUACAGGUCGCACAACGCAGGAACGCUGCACUCCAGGCCGCCACUGACAUUGACAGACCGAGAAUACAGCAGACCUCCCAGCUACCGGUCCCGUGCCAGUUCUGCAGGUGUCCUGAGGCCGAGCACCGAGACAUUGUGUUCCCUUUCCACCCAGCAGCAGUCCCCCCAGCAACCGCAACCCCAGCUGCAGCCCGUUCCCGCCACUAGUCACAGCCGCAAUCCUUCUCUCAGUCUCAGCUUCCUCUCCCACGAGUCCCUUUUCUUGGACUCCGGACAUUCAAGGCCUGUCGCUGCCCAGGACCCAGUCCACUUUACUAGUCCCAGUGGCGAUUCCGUUGUAGGUGGACUUAGUGACGACAGCAGGGACGGCGGGUCGUCCACUUGGGACCGUGGAGGUGGGCCUUGGAAGCCUCUGCCUCAUGAUGUCAACGCCGUCACUAUCGUCCAGACGACGGAUUCGUCCCAAGUGCUCAACCGGGACACCGCUUCCGUCAUCCUUUCAGUCCCGGGUAGGGAAGUGCCUCAGAUGAGCGGCGGCUCGGCGGGGGAGGUAAGGAUUCUUGCUCACGUGUGACACGAACUCAAAACUCAUCUUGAACAAUUCUCAUCUGCUGUUGCAUCAACCAGCUGGGAGACCCACUGCAACAAUAUUGCUCGCAAUUACAACGUUGCAAAGACUUUCGUGUUUCAGAGUCUGGAAAAUUGCAGAGAUGCAGCUGCCAGGUUUCAAAUGCCCUAACUUGUUUGCAGGAAUGUUUUUUUAAAUAUUGCUGAACGUAUCUGAUAUUGAUGAGUACUGUAUGCAAAAUUGCAAUUGUCUCAUGAAGUUGUUGGUAUUGCUAAUGUAAGAUAAGCGUUCGAUCGCAUUUUUGAAAAGAAUCGUGCGUUGGUUGAUGCCGCCAUUUGCUUGUUGUUGGAUUUCUUGUGUAAAUUUUAAUUUCUCUAUUCAUUUUUGUUUUCUUCAUGCCAAAGAAUGCUCGAGUCAAAGUGGAAAGUCGUAAUAUAGUAUUUUAAUAACUUAAACUUUGGAAUCAAAUUAGCUUUGUAUGAUAUGAUCACAUACAAAUUGCAUAAUUCAGCUCAUAUUAUUUCAGCAAGAUUUUGUUAGCGAUCAUUUUUACCGCGCAAUAUGUUAACAGAAUUAAAAGUUGACCAAAAAAGAACUUAUUUGGCAGCCAGAAAUCGCUCAGUGAGUUUGAAUAAAUAUAAUAUACAAAACAAAUUAAAAAGUUCUAAUCAAGAUUUCUUUUUAUUUUUGGGAUUUUUAAAAAAUUACUAAAGAAUGAGUCUUAUUCUUUAAAUCCUUAUACAAUUUUCUUAAUUGUCUUCAAAUGAUUCUUUUAAAAGUGCAAAAGCAAUAAUUCACGUGUUGAAGUCCAGCAACUUUUAAAUGUGUUACAAGGUUUAGUUGAAUGUUUUGAAAUUUAAACAAUCGAUAUCAAUCAGACCUUUUAAACAAUAACCACAAAACUAAAUUGUAAUUUUCGAAUUUUAAUCUGGAGUAAUUUGUAAUCGAAAUGCAUUCAUAAUUAAAUACAUUCAAUGUUAAUUUUAAAAUAUAACGUUCUUAACAUAUUCUUUUUUUUUCUAACUCAUUGUGAAAGCCUCUCCCCCCCCCCCCCCCUCUUUUUUCAUUAAAAUCUGAGUACAUAAAUUCAAUAAAGCUGCGAAGAACCAAGUAAAAUAGUUAUUUUUUUAUGUCAAACCUAGUAUGAGUUAAAUUUUUUAAUGUAUUAAAUUUUAGUCUCUUGUGAAUUUUAUUUUUUGUAAUUAUUUAUUAUAAUAUUUCUGUAUUUAGAGCAUAUGUUUAGUUCAAGGUCUUAUUUUCAUCAAAUAGUAUUAUUUAUAAUUUUUGAAUAUUUUUAACUUAUUUUGGCAUAUUUGUUUGAUUGUCUAAUUUGCUUUGUUAAAGAGAGAUAUAUAUAUGAUAGUUAUUUUUAUAUUACAAUUUCAUAUCAAAACUCAGCUCAAAGACUUAAAUAGCACUGUUUCAUCUGUUACAGUGUUUAGUUGCAAUACUAUUAAAUAUUUUGUUUAUUAUAUAAAGAAAAUAUUAUAACAUUGUAUGUUCAGUCUACAUUCAAGAAGUUAUAGUAUAUUUAUUACGACUGCGUAUUACUUUUGUUACAAAGAUGUAAAUUAGAUUACUUUGUAUCAGUUAUUUAUAUUAUUCAGUAUUUUGUGUAGAGAUGUUGAGCUGUUGUUGACUGCAAAUUUUGUAUUAUGGUUUUGAUUUCAGCUUAUAUAGAAGAAUGUUUUAUAUGCCAAAUAUCAAAAUGAAAUGUAUGAAAUGGUUGUUCGACUUAUUUUGCUUGUUUUUGCAUUUAUUUGAAAGUAUUUGAUUUUAUUGCUGUGCGAAUGUGAUACAAUAAAGCACCGUUUAUUUUAAAGGAUUGACGUUGAACGACGUAUAAAUGAAAAGUCAUAUGCCAGGAAUUUUAGUAAUGAUUAGUGUGAUUAUUACAAAUGAAAGGCUACUAAUGCAAAUUCAUUUGGGAAUAAUAAUCUUAAAUUUAAAAAAUAGUGCUAAAAUAUUACUUAUUAUUGCAUAGUAUUAAAAGCAAUAGUUACAAUUAAAAGCUGAAAAUAAAUAGAAAAAGUGAAAAAAUUACUGCCCUAAUUCCUGUUAAUUAGUAUAACUUAUUCCUUUUCUUACUUUAUAUGAUUUAAGAGCUUUCAGGUAAGCUUUUAAUUAAAAAAAAAAAUCUUCUGCCGUGCUAAUUUCCCGUGAGUAUUUAGUACAGAAUUAUGAAUCGUUCAUUGAAUGGUAUUCAGUUAAUUAAUUCAGAAUUUAGUUUAUUUAAUUCAUUCCUUUUUAAGUUCUGUUCAUUACCAUCUGUUAGAAAGUGCCUGAUUAAGGCCUCUCAGCAUUUUAAGUUUUGGCGCCCCAUAUCCUUCAACUUCCAAAACCAAUAAUUUUGUAUUGAUUUUCAUUUUCAUUUGUAUUCAUUUGAGUAAUACAUUUUGACUAAUACAAAGAUAACAUUUAAUUUCGAGUAAAAAGAAUUUUCAAUAUCUCAGUUUUAAAAAUAAAUUGAAAUUUAAAAUUUAAAAGUUAUUUUAAACAAAAUAAUUAAAAAUAAUGCCUAAACUAUUUUAACACUGUCCAGAUGUUUUUUUAAUUAUAGGAUCAUUCCAUUCGAAAGCAAUAUAUUUGGUUAGAAUUAUAAAACAAGGUAACAUAAAAAUUGCAGAUGAUAAUGAUUAUUGAGAAAUGUUGUUAGAAUAUUGUUUCAGAAUUAAAACAACAUUUGGCUUUUUUUAAACGAUACUUCAUUUUAGUUCGAGUGUACAAUCCUAAAAAAAUAAAUGUCACAAAAAAUAUCUAAAAAAAAAAGGGGGGGGGAGUCGAGGGCCUUAAGGCUGCGGAGCCGUUAGGCAGCUUCCUGCUUUGCCUAUUUGAUUAUCUGGCCUGAUGUUAAUUCACCAAUCGUGAAUAAUUUCAGUGUCAUAAUAGUAUCAUGAUUUCAAAAUAACUUCUUCGUAAGUCAUGAUAAUGAUAUCAUGACUUAUCACAAAUAAAAGUUUCUCUCCUAGUAGAAACGGUGAAAUAGUGAUAGGAAAUUUGUAAAUUUUAGACAGUUAAAAUGAUGUCUAAUCAAAGAUUUACAUCUUUUUUGUUGUAUAAAUAAAAUAUUUUAUUAUUACAAAGAUUCCGAAGGAAUCGGAAUUAUGAUGAAAAGAUGUAUAAAUGAGAAAUGUACAAACGGUGCUUUACUGUAUUUGAUUUUAAUGCUGUGCGACUGUACUAUAUGACUUUCUUUUUUUUUCAAUUGAAGGGCAAAGAUGUGAUGCUAAUUCUGUCAUUAAUGAUGUGAAAAUAAGAAUAUACAUUGUAUCUGAGCAAAGUCUAUGCUUCUGUUCUACGAAUAGGUGCAUACCAUAUUCUCAUAAUUUUUUUUUUAUUUCACAUGACAUAUGAAUUUUUCCUAUUUGUAUCAUAGUCCAACAUUUGUAAAAAUCUCAUCGCUUGUAAAUAACAAAUCUUUUAGAAGCAUAGGACAAUUGACGAGACAAAAACAACUUUAAACUGAAUGUUUAAAAGUUUGCUGGAAAAAGUAUUUCCAUUUUUAGUCAAGAAAGGGUUGAUUUCGUACCCUUAAAAACGCACGGAGUAGCAAUGUCAUGAAAAAUGCACACUUUUCUAUUGAUUGUAGGCGACGUUAAGGCAACAUUUAAAUAAAGUGCUUUUCAAGUUUUCCUUGCAUAGAUUUCAAUUUUAAAUCAUAAUACAUAAUUCAUACAUUUUCAGCAUGCCCAAAAGGAAUGUAAAAAUGUCUAAACGGAUUGGAAUUUUUUUAAGUUCAUUCUUUUUGAUUAAGAGAAAAGGAAAUAUGAUUACGAAAUUCUAUAAUAGGUAACAUUUUUUGUGAAAUAAAACUUCUAUAUUAACUUCCGAAUAGAGAUGUAUUUUUUGAGAACGUUUACUUCAAUCCAUUAGUUUUAGUUUAUUCACAUAUCAGUCUUAUCAGAGUGGAAUUUAAUUUCUGACAAAUGGUAUUAACUUUUUUAAAUGCAGCGUGCUUGCAAAGUGUCAUGUUCGAAUGGAGCUUCAUAAUUUGUUUUCAUUGUAAGAAUACAUGCUGUUUGUGAUGGAUCUUUGUGCAUGUGCAUUAUCUCAUGACCCUAUGUAC